Molecule: messenger RNA, 1310 nt
Organism: Pecten maximus
Lineage: Eukaryota; Metazoa; Mollusca; Bivalvia; Pectinida; Pectinidae
Exons: 9
Coding region: 231-1310 (359 amino acids)
Source: RefSeq, a predicted model, not a curated record
CACACACCUGUCCGCUCCAGCCGCCAGCCCGCAGGAUAUCGUACCUAUAUUGCACUAUUUGAACCAUCCAGACCAUACAUUGGCAGUCAGAUGGUCGAUAUCAGUGACUGCCGCUGACACUGGGUGAGCUCGGCGGAGUUCUCACCAUCAAUACCUGUAGUUACAGGUAUGAGUUCAGUAAGACAUGACAAGCCCUGAUAGAACCACAAGAGGUUGACUUCUGCAGCCGGAUGCUACCCACGUGGACACCAAUAGUGUGUGAGCUAUCACUCCUACUGUGGAUGGCAUGUACCGGUAUUUCCUCACUUCGAAUAGAUACUUAUGUGUUUGACGACUGGAGUAACGAGACCUUUCACACCAGGAUGUUGAUGGAGAAGGAAAUAGCCUCGUGGACACUAGAUAUUCCCGUUUCCCUGCACUUUACGACUAGAAACCUUACCGUAGACUACAUGUUAUUUGAAGACGAACAGACCGACGAUUUGGGAAAUUGGAAAAUUGUUCUGGACGUAACAACAUCUAUUGACCUGGUGAACUGUGGGAUAGCAAUGGCAAACAACAUACCAUACAUUUCAUCGUCAUCUGAAUCGUCAUCUGACUGUUAUCCAAUCACAUUUCGUCCAUCCCCAUCAAACAUCUUAAAUCCGGUGAUAGACGUACUUCGCCAAGUCGGCACUACCUCUGACGUAAUACUCCUUCUGUUGGAUUCGGACUUUGAUAUGGAUCCUGGCAUAGUUGACUCGAAUAAUAAAAUAGGAGGUAAUACGAUGAUAUACAACAUCCAGGGACUCAUAGAGGAACAAAUAUCGAGACGCUUAUUAAUAGACGCGAGACGAGUCAUAAUCUCAGCGACGUAUUCACAGAUAUCACAUUUCUUUCACGAGAUGGUGCAGACAGUUAGGAUGCUAAAUAACGAGUGGAUACUUUUACCUUUGGACUCUGACACCUGCCCAGGACAGCUAAACGUAUCGUUCAUCUGUAUACACCAGCAGGGCACGUCACACAAUGUGCCUCAUUGGAUGGAUGCAUUACAUUUCAUGAAAGGCGCAUUUAAAACAAUGGAGGAGGGGAAUGAUACCAAAAAUCAUACAAGUUUGGAAUAUUUUCAAUGGUAUACCUCAUCCCAUCACCUCCCUAUUAGCAUUUCGAAGCAUACGUCAUCUGAUCAUUCGACCUUGGUUGGAGAUAUCACCGCAGGUCGGACAACGCUAUAUAGACGUCCAGAUGAUGUAUUUGAACCUCCGCCACCUCCUGUGUUAAAAGUCGUUGUAAUCCAUGUAGGUUUAUUAUCUGAAAUUGGUAAGGUGAUUUAA